AUGGCAGACCAAGCCAAGCAUUAUGGGGAUCAAAAGCCAGACGCAGAACAUCUGGACAGUGCUUCUUCUAUCCAUAACGUCGACCAUGACCCCGUCGUUCUUGACGACGUGUCCUACGGACCCACAGGUGUUCGUGGGCUUUUCAUCUCUCCCUAUGUCUCCGGAGCCGCCUUCCUCGCUUCCCUUGGAGGUUUCUCCUUCGGCUAUGACCAGGGUGUCAUCUCCAUCAUCAAUGUGAUGCCCCAGUUUCACGCCGUCUUCCCACAGACGGAGACGGCCUUUGGUACCAGUUUUAUGACUGGUAUGCUUCUGCUAGGUGCUUUCAUCGGUUGCAUCUUUAUGCCAUACGUGGCUGAUAAGAUUUCCCGAAAAUGGGCGUUGACCCUUGUUGUCGUCAUCUUCAACAUCGGUGCUAUUCUACAGACAGCGGCUGUCAAUUACACCAUGUUAGUCGUCGGCAGGACCAUUGGUGGCAUCGGCGUGGGAACUCUGGCCAUGGGAGCGCCGCUCUACAUUUCUGAGAUCUCGCCACCCAACCUGCGAGGUACACUCCUUGUUCUUGAGUCAAUCUCAAUCGUUUCUGGCUGUGUGAUCUCGUACUGGAUCACAUACGGCACCCGGUACAUGUCCGGUGAAGCAUCCUUUCGGCUUCCCUUGGGACUUCAGAUGGUUGGUGCAACUGGGCUAGGUCUUGGCAUCCACUUCUUCCCUUACUCACCUCGAUGGCUAGCCUUGGUGGGCAAGAAUACUGAAGCACUAGCCAGUCUCUGCAAGCUGCGCUGCCUCCCUGAAACAGAUGAAAGGGUUAGGAGCGAAUACCAAUCAAUUGUUGCCGAGGUUGAGUUUCAGAGACUUAUGGAGGAUGCUAAACACCCCGGCGUUCAGGGUCUAAAACUCGAAAUCCUUCAGUGGCUUGAUCUCUUUGACCGAAAGAAGUGGCGGCGUGUAGCCGUUGGUUGCGGUGUCUGUUUCUUCCAGCAGUUUUCUGGGAUCAACGCGUUCAUCUACUACGCCCCAACCCUGUUCCGCUCCAUCGGUCAGUCGUACGAGAUGUCUUUGAUCCUUUCUGGAAUCUUCAACAUUCUUCAGCUUGUCGCUGUCGCUGUGUGUCUCGUCAUCAUCGAUAAAGUCGGUCGACGACCCUUAGCUAUUGUUGGUGGUUUCGGAACAGCCGGUUGCUACGUCAUCAUCGCGGUCCUCGCCGGUCUAUAUUCAAAGGACUGGGAGUCCAAUCCCUCCGCAGGUUGGGCUUGCGUCGCAAUGGCCUUCCUCUUCAUCCUCAUAUUCGGAGCCUCCUACUCGCCCCUGGGCUGGGCCCUUCCCCCCGAGGUCUUCUCCACGAGCUCCCGAGCCAAGGGUGUGGCCCUCGCUACAUGUGUCAAUUGGCUGUCCAACUUCACCGUGGGCGUUGCCACUCCACCCAUGCUUGAGGCUAUUGGUUUCGGUGCCUACGUCUUCUUCGCUGUAUUCUGUGGCCUCGCCGGCGUCUGGGCUUGGCUUUUGGUUCCCGAGACAAUGGGCAAGACUCUUGAGCAGAUGGAUGAGAUCUUUGGUGAUACAAGCGGGCAGGAGGAACAGGAUAUCAUGAGACGGGCGGUUCGGGCUACUGAGAUGACACAUCGCCAGAACGUCUAG
Messenger RNA from Clonostachys byssicola, 1635 nucleotides. NCBI's taxonomy places the organism in Eukaryota, Fungi, Ascomycota, Sordariomycetes, Hypocreales, Bionectriaceae. The record is from the annotation of a GenBank genome assembly.